Molecule: messenger RNA, 1195 nt
Organism: Spinacia oleracea (spinach)
Lineage: Eukaryota; Viridiplantae; Streptophyta; Magnoliopsida; Caryophyllales; Amaranthaceae
Product: ribosomal protein S1, mitochondrial-like
Exons: 1
Coding region: 138-1010 (290 amino acids)
Source: RefSeq, a predicted model, not a curated record
UCUUUACAAUGGACAUGCUCUCUCCUCCUCCUUCUCUACUUGGGCACUUGGGCAUAGGCAAUGCAUAGCUCCGUUUUCUAAUUUCCCUCUCCACUUGCAGAUCUUAACGAAUCAGAUCCAAAAAGACCAACCAAAAAAUGAGCAGAUUAUUGGAACUUUCUCGUAGGGUUACUCCCGCUUCUCUUCUCAAACCCACCCUUCCUCCACCCAUUUCCACCACCUCCUCCUCCGCUUUCUCCACCGUGCUCCACCACCAGAACUCGAAUCUUCUCUCCCAUCAUGGACUUGCAAUCGGGGCGAUGGACUCAAAACCCUCGCAAAGCCCUAACAUUUUACCCAGAAAUGCUGGAAAAAGUCGACUUUAUUCUUCAGCAUCGGAAUACUCUGGUCCAAAGCACAGCGCUUACAUGAAUCAAUUAUAUCCAAAGUCAAAUUCAAGCUUCAAAUUAAGCAGCGGAAAUUCAUUGCAAGCGAAUAUCGUUCGAUUAAGUGAGGAAGUAUUUUUGGUUGAUUCCGGAAUAGGAACCCCUAGAAUUUGCCUACAAGACGAGCUAAUCGGGGUGAAAAACAAGGAGAAAAUCAGAUUCGAAAACCGGGUCGGAUUCCUGGACUUAGUUACGGGUGAAUCCCAUAUAAACAAGCAGAUUCUAGAGAGGUUUUUCAUCGAUUUAGUUGCUGGAGAUUCGACGGCGAAAGAGCGCGCAACCGAGAGGUUUAACGAUUUGGUUGGGGGGUCGGCGGAUGUGAAUGCUGUUGCUGCCGGUGAACCACUGCUUGUUCUUCCAAGAAGAUACCGGCAGAAGCGUGCUUGGAUGGAGUUGAAAAAUAAAUACCGAUCGAAUUCGAAUGUGAAAGGGUUUAUUGUGGGGAAAAUUAGAGGAGGUUAUUCGGUUGCUAUUGCUGGGUUUGUUGCAUUUCUUCCAUUUCGUUCUAGAAGUACAAGUUUGAGAAAAGAUCUUUUUCUUAUUGAGAAAAUUAACCUCAAAAAUGGGAAUAUUGUGGUCGCGUAACUUCAACAACAACAAUCAAGAGUAUUUUCCUCUCUCUUGUCUAUUUUAGUUUGUUUUGUUAUGAUAGAUUAUGUUUCAAAUACUUCAAUUAGGCGAAUAAUUUAAUGGUAGUUUCGAAACUAAAAGGCAUUUUGUUGUGUUCUUGUCUGUGCGAAGCAAAUCAAGAAAUUGCCAUUUUGCUACUA